Marmota flaviventris (yellow-bellied marmot) is the source of this 675-nucleotide messenger RNA. RefSeq names its product crystallin beta B3 (gene Crybb3). Gene Ontology annotation, biological process: lens development in camera-type eye; visual perception. The record is from RefSeq and is a predicted model, not a curated record. Gene Ontology annotation, molecular function: structural constituent of eye lens. Lineage: Eukaryota; Metazoa; Chordata; Mammalia; Rodentia; Sciuridae.
CCCGAGGCUACAGCAGCAGCCAGACGCUCCCGAGGAGAUGGCGGAACAGCUCGGGGCCCCCGAGCAGGCUGCGGCCGGCAAGAGCCACGGAGGCCUGGGCGGUGGCUACAAGGUGACGGUGUACGAGCUAGAGAACUUCCAGGGCAAGCGAUGCGAGCUCUCGGCGGAGUGUCCCAAUUUGACCGACAGCCUGCUGGAGAAGGUGGGCUCCAUCCAAGUGGAGUCCGGGCCGUGGCUGGCGUUUGAGCGCAGGUCCUUCCAGGGAGAGCAGUUUGUCCUGGAGAAGGGAGACUACCCUCGCUGGGAUGCCUGGUCCAAUAGCCGCCACAGUGACAGCCUCCUGUCCCUCCGGCCUCUGGAAAUCGACGGCCCCGACCACAAGCUGCACCUGUUCGAGAACCCCGCCUUCAACGGCCGCAAGAUGGAGAUAGUGGACGACGACGUGCCCAGCCUGUGGGCGCACGGCUUCCAGGACCGCGUGGCCAGCAUCCGGGCCAUCAACGGGACGUGGGUCGGCUAUGAGUUCCCGGGCUACCGCGGGCGCCAGUACGUGCUGGAGCAGGGCGAGUACCGCCACUGGAACGAGUGGGACGCCAACCAGCCGCAGCUGCAGUCUGUGCGCCGCAUCCGCGACCAGAAGUGGCACAAGCGGGGCUGCUUCCUCAGCAGCUGAGG